AUGUUGAGCAUCAACUUCUCGACUCCCCUCGCGGGAGCUGCUCGAUCUGAGAGAAUCAAGCAGAUGACCAACAACCACCCUGCUUUUGAAAAGUCUCGCCAGUCUCAGGAGAUUCUUGUCAAAAUCCAGACCUCUCUGCGCCGCAUGCCUGGCGUCUCUUCCAAGGAAUCCAACGAGAUCAUCACUCAGCUUCAGGAAGUCGGGCAGAUUGUCAGCACCGAGACGAGCCAGCUCGUUGACGCGCUCAUGAACCUGACUCUUGAUCAAGAGGACACUGACAAGGCGAUCGCUCGCAUGAGUAUCGAGGCCAACCUUUCCAAGGCAGAGGCCGAUGAUCAGGCUCAUACCCUGAGCACCCUCCGUGCCGAUCUCGCAAACGAGAGGAGCAAGCGUCAAGAGGCCGAAGCUGAGGUCGCCAAGGUCAUGGAAGAACUUCAGAAGCUCUCCGGCGAAAUCAAGUCGCUCAAGGGGAAGAGCAGUGAUGCUGGUUCCGAUGGCUCCAAGUCGUCUCCUGAUCGCGACGUCGUAGUCAAGCAACUCGGGGAAACAAUCAAGCACAUCGAGGAGCGGGUCAAUUCUCAUCGAUCUCUCUGGCUCACGAAGAACCCGAGUCUUAGCUCGGUGGCUCGUGCCGUUGACACCAUCACCGAGUCUUGCUCUGACAAAGACGCUGUUCAGAAGAGCACCAUGUCGCGCCAGCUUGACAGCGAUGAAGGGACGAACUCGCGCGAUAGCAAGCCUCCUGGCCCCAACGAAGGCGCUGUCCAGUCCCAGCGUCCUCUUACUACCACGCGCUUUGGAUCGCACAUUGUGCCCGGUCCAUCUCGACCUACAUCAACUGCACCAAGCGAGCGUCGAUUCGGUCAGUGGGGGGGACCUCCUACUCCUUCGCAGACUCAGUCUCGAUUUGGAACCCCUUCUUCAAGCGUCACUGGACCUCAGUCCAUGUAUGGUCGUAACGCUCCUCCCCGUCGCGGCUUCGCCAACGGCACUUAUCGCCCCAAUGCACCUGAGUUCUACCCUCAGUCCUAUGGGCAUCCUGAAAAGAGCGCCACGUCUCCCAGCAGCAAUGGAGGAUAUAGCCAGCCGCGCCAGUAUUACCCUCCUACCCCCUCGGGCGGACGCAACAAGUACAGCCGAUUCCGUGAUCCUGUUCCUGCCGGGCCUGACUACAACGGCCCGCCUGGUGCGCUGACUACUCGACCUCCUUUCCCUGGUCCUCCUAUUCAUAUCACUGAUAUGACUGUCAACGCUUGGCACGAUCAAUUCACAGAUCUCUACCAAUCUAUCCGCACGUUCGUUGCCCGUCAUGCUGACCUGGCUACCUUUGUCAACCCACAGGAACUCUCCGACACUCGUCUGUGGCCUGUUCUCAUUGCAACCUACCAUCCUCUUGCUGAGAAUGAGGCCGUUUCCUACCUUGACUACCAUCUCAAGGAAACCAGCGCUAAAUCCUGCUUGGUCACUCGCGUCAUCAUCGACUACGUUGUCAACAGAGUUUGGGUUUCUCGCGCCUGGAUGGGUGCAGAGACUGAUGCUACCCAUGGCCUUGUUGAAGUUGAGAAGGAUCUUGAACGAACUCAAGGUCAGCCAGCUGCUCGCCGCCAGCACAUCCUCGAUCGCCAGGCAAGCAUCAUCGAUUCCAUCCUCAAGCUGGACACAUUCCAGGAGUUCAGCAAAGUCCGCUGCCAAGAGAUCACGGAUGUGAUCCUCAGCAUCAUCGAGCCACUCCUCAACCCUGAAGCCGACCCUGAUACUGUCUUCAAGGAACUGGAGAGUGUUGCUACAGCCACCUGGGCCUUGUCAAGCCGCAUCCUCAGCAGCCGACUGACCUUUGACUUCCGCUUUCCCGAGAUUGGAAGCCGAUACUCUUACCAGUCCAUGCUGCCAAUCUGGCCUGACCUCGAUCCCCAGGACCUGCAGGCUGAGCACUGGCGUGUCGCUCUUGUCACCACCCCUGUUGUGACUUGCCGUAACGACACUGGCACAAACAUCUCUGCUCACUCGGUCUGUGUAGCUGAUGUCGUCUGCAUGCGAUAA
Messenger RNA from Fusarium pseudograminearum CS3096, 2040 nucleotides. RefSeq lists its product as uncharacterized. The record is from RefSeq and is a predicted model, not a curated record. The transcript is spliced from 4 exons. NCBI's taxonomy places the organism in Eukaryota, Fungi, Ascomycota, Sordariomycetes, Hypocreales, Nectriaceae. Bases 1 to 2040 code for a protein of 679 amino acids.